Molecule: messenger RNA, 5376 nt
Organism: Harpegnathos saltator (Jerdon's jumping ant)
Lineage: Eukaryota; Metazoa; Arthropoda; Insecta; Hymenoptera; Formicidae
Product: homeobox protein prospero
Exons: 5
Coding region: 368-4117 (1249 amino acids)
Biological process (GO): regulation of transcription by RNA polymerase II
Cellular component (GO): nucleus
Molecular function (GO): RNA polymerase II cis-regulatory region sequence-specific DNA binding; DNA-binding transcription factor activity, RNA polymerase II-specific
Source: RefSeq, a predicted model, not a curated record
GACGAGGUGGAGGAAACGGCGGCGGCGGCGACGACGACAGAGGAGAAGGCGGAGGAGACGGAAAAGGAAGAAGAGGUGGAGGAAGAGGAGGAGAAGAAGACCGAGGAGACGACGAAGGUAAAGGAAGCAACGCAGAGGGGUGGCUGGUGGCGAACGCGCGCGCGAGGGGUGGGGAUCAGCAAUAGCUAGAAGGUACGAGGAGAAGAGGCGGCUGUGGUAGGAGAAACGGAGAGACUACAUAGUGCAGAAGCCGAGGCAACGCACUAAGCCACGAGGGGCUAUUCGAGCGAGAAGGGGAGGGGUGACAAGGAGCCCUGGCGGGGAGGGGACGCGGAGGCCUUCGGGGGGCCGACCAACCAGACGGCCGAUGAUGUCAUCGGAGGAGGAGACCGAGUGUUUCGCCCUCUACGGAGCAACCACGGAAAGCAAGCAACAGCAACUCCUGAAGAAGCAGAAGCGCACCAGACAGCGCGUGGACGCCGGCGAGCCGCGCAACAGCUACUCAAGUAUACCGAACUUCAGCUCCCGACCAUCCUUUCUCGGCGGUGGUCUAUACGGCUCGAUCUUCAGUGGUAGUGGGGCACCGUCGCACCAACAGCCGCAGCAGCAGCAACCGCAGCAGCAGCAGCAGCAGCAGCAGCAACCGCAGCAGCAGCAGCAGCAGCAGCCGCAACAACAACAACAACAACAACAGCAGCAGCCGCAGCAACAUCAUCAGUCGCAAUCGCAACAACAACAGCAGCAGCAACAGCUCCAGCAGCAGGCUGGAGCUACAGGCAGCCAAAGUCAUUUAGGUACAGUUACGACGGGUCCUACAACCCAGCAGCAUUCCGCCCACGCGGCCUUCGGCUUCUUCGGGGCUCCGGGCUUCGGCCCCGCCAAGAUGCUGAACGAGUUACUAGGGCGGCAGGUGAAGCAAGCCAGUGACGCUGGCGGAUCACCGCCCGAGGGUGGUCACGGGAUGACCGGUGCCGGCAUGGAUCCCGCCUCGAAUCUGCAACCGGGCGCCGUGGUUAAUUGCGACGACCCCGCCACGGCCGACCUCACGCAGCACAUGCUCCGCGACAUGCUUCUGCAGGGGCGCAAGCUCUCCGCCCUCGGUGUGCAAGAGCAGCCCAACAAUAACAACAGUAUACACAGUAACAAUAAUAACAACACCACCGCGGAAUUACUUAAGUCUCAGCAUCAGCAGAGUCCCCAGCAGCAUCAGCAGCAGAACAGUGAUAGUGCGCGCAGUGGAACAGUGCAGAGUGGCGGGGAGGAGAGUGGUGAUGGCAAUAACGUCGUGAAUAGCGCGAACCACAGUGACCGUGAUACCGUGAUGCCGGGCGAUGCUGAGGACAGCGCCGAGGAUGCUGCGUCCGCGGCGCGCGCGAUGGAGGAGGCUUUCGCCGAGGCCGGUAUGGAGCCGGGAGCAAAUCUAGACGGAUCGGAUUGCGAGCAGAGCUUACCACCCAGCCCAACGGCGCCGAGGUCAGGCUCCGUUUCUGUCAAGGAGGAGAUACAGGAGUCGCUGAAUAUCAAACGUAGCCCCAGUCACUCCCCCUGUCCAGUCGUGCCGAAGACCGAGACGAGCUCUCCGACGACGGAGAUCAAACGCGCCCGCGUGGAGAACAUCGUCAGCACGAUGCGCAGUAGCCCGGCGCUACAGCCGGCUACGGUGAACGGCUGCAAGAAGCGCAAGCUCUACCAACCUCAGCAGCAGACGGUGCACCACGUUAUCCAACAUAGUGUCAACGAUACCAUGAUGGACGACGAGGACGACAGCGAGGAGGAGGAGGAUCCAGCGACGAUCAGGCAGAAACGGGAGGAGAAGGAUAACCUGAAGUCUCAGCUGAAGAUGCUGCACGAGCAAUUGGCGGAGAUGCAGCAAAAGUACAUCGAGCUCUCCAGUAGAAUGGAACCGGACACGAGUGAGAGCGGCGACGCGCCACCCAGUCCUCAGCAUCAACCGCAACCGCCACCCAGACCGCCACGACCUCAUCCACCGCCGUACAACGGCCUCCCAGCCCUCCCACCCGAUCACCCGCACGCAGCGGCUGCCGCUAUGUAUCACAUGGGGCACAAACUUUACUUCGAGCAACAACACGCCGCCCUCGAGAGGAUGAAGCAACAUCAGGAAGCGGCCGUGAGGCAGCAGCAGCAGCAGCAGCAACAGCAGCAGCAGCAGCAGCAGCAGCAGCAACAGCAGCAGCAGCAGCAGCAGCAGCAGCAGCAGCAGCAACAGCAGCAGCAGCAGCAGCAGCAACAGCAGCAGCAGCAGCAGCAGCAACAACAGCAACAGCAGCAGCAGCAGCAGCAGCAGCAACAACAUCAACGACAAAGUUCGCCACCGCCACCAAGCCAGCCUCAGCAACAGAGCCAGAACAACACUGGACCUUCGACGCCGCAGACGCCGCAAAUGCAAUCAGCCACCACGCCUAUACAACAUAAAGACUUCCAGGAGAGGUUAAACGUCUUCAGGGGCGCCGCGGCGGCAGCCAGCUCGUCCGGUCCUCACAUCACCGGAGCCGACUUGGAAGGCUUAGCGGAUAUCCUGAAAACGGAAAUCACCUCUUCCUUAACCAAUCUGAUCGAUAGUAUAGUCGCGAGGUUCGUGCAACAGAGGAGGUUUCUCGGUAAGCAGACCGAGGCAGCGCAGGCUGCCGCCGAGCAGCUCAACAAGGACCUCCUUCUGGCGAGCCAAAUGCUCGAGAGAAAGUCGCCGAGGACGAAAGUAGUCGAUAGAGGAGCACCACAACCACCCGGUGGCCCAAACGGGCCACGGGGGCCCCUCAACGGUGGGCCCCCUCCUCCACAACCCACGGCAUUUUCGCAAAUCGGGUCCAUAGGUGGUGUUCCUCAUGGCCCUCACGCUGGCCCCACGGAAAAUAACCUCAACCAAAUGAAUCAGCUGCCCUCGCACGGGAGACCAAGCGUUGGAAUGUUUCAGACGCCAAAACCGCCGACGAUAUACGCGAUGGCCUCCAUGCAGGCGCAACAACAGCAACAGCACCAGCAGCAGCAUCAGCAACAACGCGAGCAGCAGCAAAGGGAGCAACAGCAACGCGACCAAUAUUGCAAUAUGAGGGGUGACGAAAGAGAAAACAGGGAUUCGGAACAAAACGAAGCCCUCUCGCUCGUCAUGACGCCAAAGAAAAAGCGUCAUAAGGUGACGGAUACGAGAAUUACUCCCAGGACGGUGUCUAGAAUCCUAGCGCAAGAGGGAAACGGAUCGCAAGGAGGUAGCGACAGUCCCCCGCCUCCUCCGCCACCGAGACCCUACCACGCGCCACCACCGAUGCUGCCGGUGUCUCUGCCAACGAGUGUAGCGAUACCAAAUCCAAGUCUCCACGAGAGUCAAGUGUUCUCGCCCUAUUCGCCGUUUUUCAAUCCUCACGCGAGUCAUCCUGGUCAAGUACCACCUCCGGGGCCACAUCAUUUACCCGCGAGUCCUCCGGGUGGAGGUGUAGAACUCAGGGAUUCCCCUCCACUGCCCCAUCCGCCGGCUAUGUUGCAUCCAGCCCUACUGGCGGCAGCCCAGCACGGCAGUCCGGAUUACGGACACCUUAGGAUGGACAGCAACGACCGAGCUAGCGACUGCAACUCAGGCGAUAUCAGCUACGAUGGAAUUCAGCCUACAUCGUCGACGCUGACGCCGAUGCAUCUGAGGAAGGCGAAGCUGAUGUUCUUCUGGGUCAGGUACCCGUCCUCGGCCGUCCUUAAGAUGUACUUCCCCGACAUCAAGUUCAAUAAAAACAACACAGCGCAGCUAGUCAAGUGGUUCUCCAAUUUCCGAGAAUUCUACUACAUCCAAAUGGAGAAAUACGCGAGACAAGCGGUUUCGGAGGGCGUGAAGAACGCCGAAGACCUCCGAGUUGGGGGCGACUCGGAAAUCUACCGGGUUCUCAACCUUCACUACAACCGUAAUAACCACAUUGAGGUAUGGGGUCCCCAGGUACCCAGCAACUUCAGGUACGUUGUGGAGCAAACGUUGAAAGAGUUCUUCAAAGCGAUUCAGGGCGGCAAGGACUCCGAGCAGAGCUGGAAGAAGUCCAUCUACAAGGUGAUCUCGAGGUUGGACGACCCGGUGCCAGAGUACUUCAAGAGCCCGAACUUCCUGGAGCAGCUCGAAUGAAUCAGGAGGUCGCGUGGCUCUUGCUCUUCGUGGUGCGCGGGCUCGCCUGCGCUAGUCGGCUCCCGAUAAUCAGGAACGACCAACGAGAAAGGAUCGCAUCCGCCAGGAGGUACACGUCCUUCGCGUAGUGCGCGUUCAGGUACCCUUAAAUAACAUAUCGCAAAAACGAACGUGAGAGAAGGAGGGUUAGGAAGGGAGAGGAGACACGGACUAAGCCAAGGAACAGAGGCACCGUCGACGUUCGUGCGCCACGGCGUCGUUAAGGUGCCAACGAAGGAUCAGGCUGUGACUAAAUCACGAAUCAAACGAGAGCGAGACAUAGAAAGAGAAAGAGAGAGAGGGAGAGAGAGAGAGAGAGAAAGAGAUAGUGGAGGAGAUACACAGUAACACACACUGUAACACCGCGUGAAUCGACGGCUGACGAAACCCGAAAGCCGUGAGGUGUCGAACGCCCAUCGACGUUCCUCUUGUUUCAACCGAACGAGCGAGUGAGAAGGUGAUCUUGGAACGAGACGAAGAAACACGACGAAUGCGUGGUCAACGAACGGCGAGGAUAGAUAGCUUCUAAUGUCGAUUUUGUCCGAUUUGUUUGUUACUUAGAGUAAUCAAUUCGUUAUCGCCUAAUUUUACAUCACACGAUAAGAAUAGGGGUUUAAGGAACACGAUGACACACUAGCUGGGGUCGCAUUUGCAUAGAGAAAGAGGGAGAGAGACAAAGACGUCCGGAACAGUUGCGAGAGCGCGUCCAAAGAUUGACUAAGUCACACACGGCAGACACACACGGUGGUUCCUCUUCUGGCUCGAAGCCGAGACCCGGAAGCGGGACCUUCGUCAUCGUCGUCGUCGUGAGGAACGACGCCGGACGGGCAGCGGUACUUCCCGUCCCGCGCCGUUCUCCGGUGAGAGAGAGAGAGAGAGAGAGAGAGAGAGAGAGAGAAGCGUUCGGAGAUUAGAAGAAAGUGCUCGCGCGCUAUUCCGGACACACAAUCCUGCUCUAAGCUCUGUGAAAGUCGGCUUCGGUUUUGCAUGGAUCGAUGCUCUCUGACGGAACUCGGAAGGACUUCUUAUCGAUGCAUGAAUACGCCGGAUUCACGACGAUUCAUACUUCGAUAAGGAGAAAUUCUCUCACUGUGGAAAACCUAUAGUACGUUCCUUUCUUUCAGAAAUAGUUGAAUUCCCCGAGACACCGGUGUAUCGCGUCGGCGAAGGAAAGCGCGAGUGUCUCUCAACCUCGGCGCUUCUCGACCCGACGCGGUGAG